Oncorhynchus tshawytscha (Chinook salmon) is the source of this 2045-nucleotide messenger RNA. Its product is annotated as Krueppel-like factor 13. Gene Ontology annotation, biological process: regulation of transcription by RNA polymerase II. The transcript has a single exon. NCBI's taxonomy places the organism in Eukaryota, Metazoa, Chordata, Actinopteri, Salmoniformes, Salmonidae. The coding region runs from base 504 to 986 and encodes 160 amino acids. Gene Ontology annotation, molecular function: RNA polymerase II cis-regulatory region sequence-specific DNA binding; DNA-binding transcription factor activity, RNA polymerase II-specific. The record is from RefSeq and is a predicted model, not a curated record.
GUUUUUAACGAGGUCACGAUUCUGGCGCUCUGGAACGCAUCGGUAUCCAAUGGACAAGCAGCUGCAAGACGACACACCCCUUUAUGCAUGAAGUUGGGCACGCCCCCAGCAUGGAAACAGCUUCUAGUCGACUCGGCACAUUGACCUGUCACAAUGCAGGAGACAACUAGGGAAAUAUCACUGGGAUGGAGUAUGUUCAUUUGGCUACAGAAAGAAAGAAAAGUUAUCAUCAUUUCAUAACUGUUUAAUUUCCAAAGACCGGAAAGGGAUUCAUACUCGACGUGUUUACGUUUAGAUUUUAUUUUGGGAUCUAGGAUGGCAAUUCCAUGGAGAAGCCGGUAACAUGUAUUAUGUGAGUUGUUUCCUAUUGAUAGCAUACUGAGACCAAAGCUACCUCCAUAAUCACAUAAAGGGAUCAAACCCGACUGAAAUCCUUUAUACCAGAACAUAGUUGCUGUAUUUGAAUGUCACCAAUUACGCAUCGGUGUUCGGUUUGAAGGGAUAUGGAUCAUUUCGCCGCUGAGUGCCUUGUGUCUAUGUCCAGUCGGGCGGUCGUUCACCCUAAAGAGAACAGAGAGUUCAAAACAGAACCAGCCUGCUGUCCAAGGAACGAUGGAGAAGACAUGGUCAAAGACAACUCCUCUCUUUUCGUGGUGGCGAGGAUUCUAGCGGAUUUUAACCAGCAGGCACCCACGACCACUAGCGAUAUUGCCGAGCAGGCAAAAAUAGCAGAAGGGUGCGUAUCGCCAGCUCCAGUCACAGAGGAUGGGAAUACUGCCACACCUAUCCUCGUCAGCCCCGCCGCCGACCUCACACAAAGAGGCAGUAAACGUGUCAGAGGUCGAUCCGAACCGGAAUCGCCUCAGAAAAAGCACAAAUGUCAUUAUUCAGGUUGUGAAAAAGUUUACGGGAAGUCGUCCCACCUCAAAGCGCAUCUAAGGACACACACAGGUCAGUUCCCUUUAAAACAAAUACAUUAUUUAUAGUGAUAUUAAACUCCCCAUUAUUUAUUUUGUUCAGUUUCACUAGUAGCCUAGUAUUGUGAAGGACUGGGUGUGAAUAGGGACGAAUAGUGACCCUAAAUUGGAUGUGAGCCAACGCAUUGAUGCAAUGCACAACGUGUCACACAUACGUUCGCUCACGGUGAACUAUUCUAUUGACCCGUUUGCACAUAAAACGCUUUAAAAAAAAACACAUGAUCUAACUAUUCUGUUAAUAUACACUUAACCCUAUAAACAAUCCUCUCUGAAACAAUGUUAAGAGCUGCAGUGAAUGACAGAGCUGCGUUACAUUGUAACCUUGUCGGUAUUUAGUGGCCGGUGAAUAAGUUGAGCGCGUGGAGAAAACACUCAACUCAAUGACCUGCUGUAUGGCUGAUGUCGAACAGCAGGUGCAGCGUAAUGGGAUUCAUACAACUCAACCACUAUGGGCUUUGUUUCAGUUGAUAGAAAAACACAACAAACACCGUGAACAUAACAACAACAACAAAAACUAUUUGAUUUUUAUCAGAAAACGUUUCUGAGAAAGUCAAAUCAAUUUAUUAACUGUAAACUAUAAAUCCAAUAGGAAAGGAUGGAGGGAGAGAAAGAGAGAGAGAGAGAUAGAGAGAACGAGUGGGAGAGAGAGAGAGAGAUAGACAGAGAGGGUAAAGAGAGAACGAGUGGGAGAGAGAGAGAGAUGGUAAGUGUGACUCUAAGCUCUUUGUUUUGCUGUGGGAGGAUGUACCACACCCCCUUCACUGGCUCCUCACUAGUUACCACAGCCACAAAGUCAUAAUUAUGGAAAAACCGCGCCUAUUUCUGCAAUUUAUCUCCUUAAAAUCGGAUUUGAACCCUAACCUUAAAUUAAGACAAAAAAGCUAUUUUUGUUUUCAUGAAUUUGUAAAAAUAUAGGCAAUUUUUCACUUCGUGCUUGUGGUAACAAGUGACAACCCCUUCCCUGCCAAAACCAGAGUUAUCUCUCUCUCUGUCUCUCUCUCAGUCUCUCUCUGUCUCUCUCUCUCUGUCUCUCUCUCUGUCUGUCUCUUUCUCUCUCUCUGUCUCUCU